GGCCUGUCGGAGAAGGCUGGGACAAUUCAAGAUGGCAGCGAGCAGUAGCAGCGGCGCGGCAGCCACCAAAGCCAAUGCUAAACAGUCUGGACUUACAGCUGAACAGGUGGUGGCUGGUUUUCAAAGGUUGCGCCAGGAACAAAGGAGCAUGGCAUCAAAAGCAGCAGAGCUGGAAAUGGAAAUCAAUGAGCACAGUUUAGUGAUAGAAACUCUAAAAGAAGUAGAUCCUUCCCGGAAAUGUUAUCGAAUGGUGGGAGGCGUUUUGGUUGAGAGGACAGUAAAAGAGGUUUUGCCGGCUCUGGAGAACAACAAAGAACAGAUUUCUAGAAUAGUAGAGUCUCUAAACACCCAAAUGCAGACGAAAGGUCAAGAGCUCAAUGACUACCGGGAGCGUUACAACAUCCGAUUAGUUGGGGAAGAUGAAGGAGCAGCAAAAUCCACAUCAGCUAAUCGGGAAGAAGGCGGAGGGGCCAAAAGUAGUGCAGGGGUGUUGGUCUCCUAGACUUUUUGAAGCAUUGUGGGAAUUCGAUUUCCAGAAAGGAGAACUGAAGUUUACGCUGAAUUUCUGUGUAGAAUUUUUUUUUUGUUUGUUUGUUAAUAAAUAUCACUUGCUAACUUAAA
Molecule: messenger RNA, 621 nt
Organism: Polypterus senegalus (gray bichir)
Lineage: Eukaryota; Metazoa; Chordata; Cladistia; Polypteriformes; Polypteridae
Gene: pfdn2
Product: prefoldin subunit 2
Exons: 4
Coding region: 32-502 (156 amino acids)
Biological process (GO): protein folding
Cellular component (GO): prefoldin complex; cytoplasm
Molecular function (GO): protein folding chaperone
Source: RefSeq, a predicted model, not a curated record